CAGCUCUGGGAAGCCACGUUGGAAUCCGGGUUCCAGAACGACGACUGCAGCAUCAUUCCAGCGACUCGAACCCGCAACCUUGUCACAACAUAGGUUCGCGUUGGUAUAUCACGAUGGCUGAACAAUUGCUGGAACAGGCCCGCGACCUGUUUGAGGGGCAAAUCGAUUUCGAGGGCCAGAAGCUGGUCGAGCUUCUCAUCAAUGCGGCCUUGACGCUCGUCGGAGCGAUCGCCUUCUUCGUCGGCUACUUCCUCCAAGACAUCAAGCUCGCUGUUUACGUAGGCCUGCUUGGCACCGCCGCAGUCUUCGUCCUCGUCGUUCCGCCCUGGCCCUUCUUCAACCGAAACCCCGUAAAAUGGCUACCAGUUGGGGGAGUCACACCUCCAGCAAACCUUGUGGUCGAUGAUAAGAUGUUUAGAUGAGAGAGCCACAGACAACUCGCACAGGUAGCAUCUUACAGAAGCAA
Chaetomium fimeti is the source of this 466-nucleotide messenger RNA. Its product is annotated as microsomal signal peptidase 12 kDa subunit-domain-containing protein. Gene Ontology annotation, biological process: protein targeting to ER. Gene Ontology annotation, cellular component: signal peptidase complex; endoplasmic reticulum membrane. Lineage: Eukaryota; Fungi; Ascomycota; Sordariomycetes; Sordariales; Chaetomiaceae. The transcript has 3 exons. The record is from RefSeq and is a predicted model, not a curated record. The coding region runs from base 114 to 422 and encodes 102 amino acids.